CCCCCCACUCCGUUCCCACUCGCUUAGGCGUGGCCCCGCGUCGCGCGGCCGGGCGCCCUUACGCCGUUCCCCCACGUUCGGUCGAGCGCGAGUGGGCGGGCGGGCGCGCGGCGCGGCCAAUCAGCGUCGCCCACGACCCACCCCGGAGAAGUUGUGGAGCCGUCGGGCCCGGGGCGCCGCCGCCGCGGGCGUGUGGGGCGGCGGAGAUGGUGUCUCCCGCGGCCUCCGCCGGCCGCCUGGGCUCCGCGCUGCCCUUCCUGCUCGUGCUCUUCGACCUGCAGUACCAGGGAGCUGAAUGUGGAAUAAAUGCAGAAGUAGAAAAACAACUUGAAAUGGGAAAGAAGUUAUUGGCUGCUGGACAGCUAGCAGAUGCUUUGUCUCACUUUCAUGCAGCUAUAGAGGGAGACUCUGAUAACUACAUUGCUUAUUACAGAAGAGCCACAGUGUACUUGGCCAUGGGCAAAUCUAAAGCAGCAAUUCGUGAUUUAAGUAAAGUGGUUGAAUUGAAACAGGACUUCACAUCAGCAAGAUUACAGAGAGGACACUUACUGCUCAAGCAGGGAAAAUUUGAUGAAGCAGAGGAUGACUUUAAAAAUGUGCUCAAAUCCAAUCCCAGCAAUAAUGAGGAAAAAGAAGCCCAGACUCAGCUGACAAAAUCUGAUGAGCUACAGCGCUUGCAUUCACAAGCAUUAUCUGCCUACCAGCAAGAGGAUUACGAAGCUGCAAUUUCUCUUCUUGAUGAAAUCUUGGCAGUUUGUGUUUGGGAUGCAGAGCUACGGGAACUUCGAGCUGAGUGUUAUAUAAAAGAAGGGGAACCAAGCAAAGCCAUUAGUGACUUGAAAGCUGCUGCCAAAUUAAAGAACGAUAACACUGAAGCCUUCUAUAAAAUCAGCAGAAUAUAUUAUCAGCUGGGGGACCAUGAAUUAUCACUCAGUGAAGUCCGGGAGUGUCUGAAAUUGGACCAAGACCAUAAGCAAUGCUUCUCUCUCUAUAAGCAAGUAAAGAAACUCAAUAAGCAGAUUGAGUCAGCAGAGGAAUUCAUCAGAGAAGGCAGGUAUGAAGAUGCAAUCAGUAAAUAUGAUUCCGUAAUGAAAACGGAGCCAGAAGUCCCAGUUUAUGCUACUCGUGCCAAAGAAAGGAUCUGCCACUGUUUAUCAAAGAAUCAGCAGGCUACAGAAGCGAUAGAAGUUUGUACAGAAGUUCUGCAACUGGAACCAACCAAUGUGAAUGCCCUGAAAGACAGAGCAGAAGCUUAUUUGCUGGAAGACCUGUAUGAAGAAGCUAUUAAAGACUAUGAGACUGCUCAGGCCAAUAGUGAAAAUGACCAGCAGAUUCGGGAGGGGCUAGAACGUGCCCAGCGGAUGCUGAAGCAAUCUCAGAAGAGGGAUUACUAUAAAAUCUUAGGAGUAAAAAGAAAUGCUCGAAAGCAAGAAAUCAUAAAAGCUUACAGAAAGCUGGCAUCCCAGUGGCACCCUGAUAACUUCCAGAGUGAGGAAGAAAAGAAGAAAGCAGAGAAAAAAUUCAUUGAUAUAGCAGCUGCUAAAGAAGUCCUCACUGACCCAGAAAUGAGGCGGAAGUUUGACGCGGGAGAGGACCCACUGGAUGCGGAGAGUCAGCAGGGUGGGGGCAACCCUUUCCACAGGAACUGGAACACAUGGCAAGGAUUCAACCCCUUUGGUUCUGGAGGAGGACCAUUUACAUUCAAAUUUCACUUCAGUUAGAGCCAAGACUGUUUCUGGUGGCUGCUGCUGUUUUUUACUUAAUUCGUUGAAAAAUAAAAAGUCUCUCAGUUCAAGACCCAAAAUCUUAAUUUCUAAUGUUGUCCUUAACCCAGAGUCUUACUGCACUAGAAGAAAGCUGCUGCUUUCUUUUAGUAUUCAGAGAGUUUGCUUUGUUGUGGCCUUGACAAGCUCGUACUGGUUGUGGGGGUUUGUUUCUGCCUACGCAGUUGUUGUGGAUAUGCAGGGCAUGUUUAUUCCUGCGAGUGGAAAAAACACUAAGAGGCUACUUAGGACAACACUUAAACAUAAAUUUAGGACUCAAGUAUAUGCUUAAAGGUAAAAAUGCAUGUAAAUAUUUUUCUGAAUUGGGGCCUGAUAAACAUGGAAAGGGUAGUUACAAUAGUCUCUGCGUUAACGAAUCGUUAGUUGUCGUGCUCAUCAGAAUGAUCCAUCUCUCAGUAUUCUUUCAAGGAAAUCCCAGUGACCCCCUGCGGUGUUACUGUCGGCAGUGCCAUGGGUAGGGUGGAGAGGCUGCCUGAGUCUGAACAACCGCUCUGAAGGAAGAUCACUUGUAACUAAGGAUAUUUGAAAAUGUCUACCGGCUUUAUUCCUUAACCUGAAAUGAAUUGGGGGGAUUUUCUUCAUGGUAAUUGUCAGCUCUGAAAGUGAAAAAAUAUGCCUGAUGGUUUUUGAAAGACUUUUUCUGAAUGUGAUUUGGGAUGCUUAGGUAUCAUUUUUGAGUAGUUUGCACUUUAACAAAAUAGCUGCUUGAGAUUUGAGCAAAAAAUUCGACGUGACAUUUCCCCGACUAUGUAGCCAUUUGUUAGUUCUCUGUACAUAAACUCAGAACUGAUGCAGGUUGUGAGGACUGUAGGAAUAUGAUAUUAACUCUAGACUUCCCCUGUAAUGCAACUUCAUUUCUGCUGGGUGAUGCAACAGUGAGUUAAUGCUAUGUGAAAUUGUUUGGAGUAAUUUUAUGCUUUCUGUUACAGCCACCGUACUGCAAAACAACUGCCUGUGUGCAGAAAGAGGGACUAACUCUCCAUUAGCCAAAAGUCUGGUUUAUUUUUUCUAUAUGCGUGUAGCUAAAAUUGGUUUAGUGUAUUGAUCAGACUGUGAAUGCAGUGUGAGGUAUUACCAGGAGUGUAGCUGCUCUGAGUGAAGUCUUCUCAUUCUGUAACCGAAUCUGUCAUAAUUACUGAUGAGUUUUGCCAGCAGCCAUUUUCUGAGAAUGCAAGAAUUACAGUUCAUCAGUGUUUUCUUGAUUGGAUUUUAACUGGAAAACAAUAAUCAGCUGAUAGGAAUCUUCUCUUGCUUCAAUUCAUGGCAUUUGAAAGCAUAAGCAGCCUCCAUAAAACAAAGGAAAUUAGCAAAUAAGGCCUUCGGUCUGAAAGUGUUCUUUUUAUUACUGUAAUCGGAGUUGCUGUUGAAGCAUAACCCUUGUCUCCUGCCUCAAGUACUUUACAAACACAAUUGUGAGGCCGUGUGGCUUCGUAAAAUGUUUUUCAACAGCAAUUUAAAGGUCAGUGUUUGUUCAGCCAAAAUUUAUCUUCGAGCUGAAGAGCGUAUGUAGUGAUGUCUAACAGUUUAGGGUAUAAAAACACCCCAGCAGCCCCUUAAACUCCGGGGUCGGAUGUUUUCCAAGCUGAAUGGCUUUCUCGAAGUUCACCUUCUGCUUUCACCUGUCGGAAGGCUUCUUGUUUAACCUCUGUAGAAGAUGCUCAGGACGCUGUUUACGCCGUUCCAGGCUCCCGUGGUUCCCGUAGGACCUCCAGGGCUCAGGCACAGGGACCCUCCGCGCACUCAGGAACCGGUUACCCCGCUGGUAGCAGCCGGUGCAGCCGGCUCUCUGCGCGUGUGCUUUUUUUUUUUUGCUCGCAGUAAGUAGAAGGCUGCUGGCUUUACCGUUCUGGGUUGCCGUCGGCCCGCUGUCCCCCAGGGCUGGGCGAGGGCCGGGCGCGGGGCGCUGCCCCACGGAGCCCCCCUUGCACCUGUUCGCGUGCGAGUCGCGGCUCUGUCGAAACACUGUCCCAUCGCCUUGUGCACCACAGGGGGGGCUGGGUUUAAAUUGCUGUGACAUGCCCAGCGUGGGCAACGUGUCGUAUUUGGUGUGUACAGGAGUGUGUGUGCAUUUUCGGGAAGUCAUUAUAAACGCCGCAGAGAGCUGUUUGUGUGCGAGGGAAGUGCUAGAAAGGAUCCACCUCUUAAAGGACUACCCUCGUUCAGCUUUUUUGCUCUCAACCCUCUCCCUUCUCUGUUUUAAAAGCUAUAGCCAAGGAAAUUGUUUCCUGGUCUUAAAUUCUUUUCUUUUAGGGAAGGAAUAAGACAGUCCCUCGUAAGUAAAUUAUUCAUACAAGGCUCCUGAUGUUAGACUAGUACGGAUUUGUUUCUCUAAGGACAGUUCUGCUGUAGACUGGAGGUGGUCAGGAACAAAAAGGAUUGUGUUUACUUUGAGAAUGAAUGGGAAAGGGAAAAUUACAUAUUUAAAAAAAAAAAAAAAAAAAAGGCUUGAAUGUAGUCAGGAGAAGAAGGAAUAUGAUUAAUGUGUGAAUGCCCUGCAUAGAUGCCUUCUGUGGAAGACAGUGUCUUGAAAACAAACA
Molecule: messenger RNA, 4321 nt
Organism: Tyto alba (common barn owl)
Lineage: Eukaryota; Metazoa; Chordata; Aves; Strigiformes; Tytonidae
Gene: DNAJC3
Product: DnaJ heat shock protein family (Hsp40) member C3
Exons: 12
Coding region: 207-1721 (504 amino acids)
Biological process (GO): protein folding in endoplasmic reticulum
Cellular component (GO): endoplasmic reticulum
Molecular function (GO): protein-folding chaperone binding; misfolded protein binding
Source: RefSeq, a predicted model, not a curated record